Cryptomeria japonica (Japanese cedar) is the source of this 675-nucleotide messenger RNA. RefSeq names its product LOB domain-containing protein 23-like. The coding region runs from base 1 to 675 and encodes 224 amino acids. Gene Ontology annotation, cellular component: nucleus. NCBI's taxonomy places the organism in Eukaryota, Viridiplantae, Streptophyta, Pinopsida, Cupressales, Cupressaceae. The record is from RefSeq and is a predicted model, not a curated record. Gene Ontology annotation, biological process: positive regulation of DNA-templated transcription; hormone-mediated signaling pathway. The transcript has 2 exons.
AUGGCGGACAGAGGAGGCGGAGGACCAUGCGGAGCUUGCAAGUUUCUCAGAAGAAAGUGUGUGGAAGGUUGUGUAUUUGCCCCUUACUUUUCAACUGAGGAAUUGGGUGCAGCUCAUUUUGCUGCAAUUCAUAAGAUCUUUGGUGCAAGUAACUUCUCUAAGUUGCUGCAUAACAUUCCAUCGGAUCAAGAGCGAUUUGAUGCGGUUGUAAGCAUAUCUUACGAAGCCCAGGCUCGCCUUCAAGAUCCUGUUUAUGGCUGUGUUUCACACAUCUCUGCUCUUCAACAACAGGUUGCACAUUUGCAAGGACAGCUGGCUUUUGCUUACUCAAAGCUAGCUAGCGGCUCAGACCGUACAUCAUUAAGUCCAUGCCAUGUAAGCCGGAAGCAAGCUGAAAUACCAGUUUCAUUUGUUAACAGCCCUCUCGUAAAUUAUAAUUCCUUAAAUGCACCACAGUCAAGCCAUCAGAGAGCGUAUGACAACAAUCUGUUUUCUCCUGAUAUUAAGGAUUCAUGUUUCCCCACGGACCAGAACGACCACCAUUACGAUCCCCUCGUUCCAUCCCAGCAAAUGAAUGUUCCUCAGGACGAUAGAAGUGUAAUGGAAGCAAGCCUAGAUGAAAUAGGAGAUCUCCAGGCUCUGGUUUCUGCCCUCCUUAGGAAAAAUAGGAGCUGA